Oikopleura dioica is the source of this 1332-nucleotide messenger RNA. The record is from the annotation of a GenBank genome assembly. Lineage: Eukaryota; Metazoa; Chordata; Appendicularia; Copelata; Oikopleuridae.
AUGCACUUCGGGCAACGUCAAAAUAUAAAGCAACAGGAUUACCAAGAAGCUUCGAAACUUGUUCAGUUAUGCUCGGAAAACAAAGAUAUCAACAUUGGUCUGCUUGGUGCAGUUGUGGCCUUAUGGAAGAUGAUCGCUCCUUAUAAUCUAGUUCCCAAGCCGACGAUUGAUUUAACGCUGAAAUCGAUAAACGUCGCUCUAAAAUCUGGAAACUACGAAAGCAACGAGCUAAUUCAACUUAUUCGGCUUAUUCACAAGUACUCCUCAAAGGACCGAGAGCGCCAUAAUUUCCAGAAGCUCAUUCUUGUUCCAUUUGCGGGGAUUUUUUUUAACCGACGAUCUGUUUCUUUCUGCGCUCUUUUCAAGCUAGAUUUGACAGAGUUACUUUACGAAAAAGACAUAUGCGUCGUUGCCGAUUCGGAUCGCGUUAAAGAAGAAAAGACGAUUGGAUCAACUAUUGCUACUCCUCUUUCUAUUUUAGGCACGUCGACGGUACUGAGCGACGCUUUGCUUCGAAACUCCACCGUUGUAGAGUUAAAAGUCGCCAUCGGACAAGUCUUAAACUUCAUCAAAGCUGACAGCCUGGGACAAGGAAAUUCGAGUUUGUCAACCUUGGAUGCAUCCAGCGAACAAGUUCUUCAACUAAUGAGACAUUUCCAAGAGCAGUACUGGAUCCUUCUUGGCGCCCUUACAAAUUUUUGCACACUGCCACGAGAUUCACUUCUAUCGCGAUGGGAGCCGAUAUCAUUUGACUUACAGAACUCCCUCGGCGACCGAAUGUGUCAUUUAUUCUCCGCAUAUCCAAGUGUGAACUCUACGAACGAACUCAACCAGUCAUCAAUUCUCUUUUAUUCUUUCAGCUUUAUGAUCGCAUGGGUGAAAUCCGCCAAAAAGACCAUUUACGUUGAGAUUAUUUGCCAAACAAUGGACAAAGAGGCGAAUAUCAUUGCAUUCUGGAUCAAAGUCACUCCUGGGAUGCUUGCGCUUAUGGGAACGAAAUCCCCGGGAAGCUCUUCUGAGAUUAAUACAAUCAUCGUAGCGCACCUUCUGACUGUUCUAGAGUCGCUGCAGCAGUUUCACUCUGAAAGCUUUCUUGUCCUCUUCAAUCUCUGGGCUGGCUUCUUUAGACUUUCUUCCAGGCCUAGUCAGUCGAUACGGCAAAGAUUCACGAACUUAGAAAGAAACAUGGCACAGGCACCGGAUAAUGAAAAACCCCAGGAUACAUUAGAUCGACUCCGAUUGAGCACUAAACAGCUUUUGAAGAAGCUGAAAGGACGCUGCGACCAGCUGACUGGUGCGGACUCGCAAGCAAACUCCAUCUACCUAAUCUAA